AUGGCAGCUCUGCCGGAGGCCCUGCAGCCCUUGAACACACCCUCUCCAGUCAUAAACAUCGCAAUUUACGCCGACGAUGUUGCUCUCUGGGCUACUGCCCCAACUAGCUCAUACAGUAACAUGCAGCGAACAGUCCAGCUAGGCCUCGACGCUAUAGUUGGCGUGAUAUCUCGGCUUGGUCUUACGUUAUCGGCGUCUAAAAUAGCUGCUCUUCAAUACCACCCUUCGGCCGGGUCUUCGAUCAACCGAAGUUACACGAUCAAUGGGACAAACGUGACAAGGGCAAGAGCUCGCAACAUGGAACGAAUAUACCAAGACGUCGAGGGCGUGGUUUAUGUAGAUGCCGCGGAAUAUCGAAAUUGCAAGGGCAUGUCCGUCGUAGCGGUGGGCGCGGACGGGGAGCCUCUCGUAAGCGGGACCGUGGCGACGGACAACCCCGAGACAGCGGAGGAGGCGGCCAUCGCACUAGCAGUGGCCUCCGCCAAAGCUAAAAUUAUUAUAAGCGACUCGAAGAUCGACAUCCGAAAUUUCGCAAAGGGGCGCAUCUCGUCAGAGGCGCUCAAAAUUUUAAGAACGUACGGUGACCAUCACCAACAGCGGCAACGCGGGACGAUCCAAAUUAUUUGGUUACCCGCGCACUCCUCGCUCCCAGGCACCGAGGCGGCUCACACGGUAGCUCGAGGUCUUACACGCCGAGCCAGUGAGCCCGCCCAACAGGGAACGCGAGGAGACCGCAUGUUCACCUAUCAAGAAAUUACGAAUCACUAUCGACUGGGACGGGCCCGGUACCCACCGGCUCAACCUGAACUCACUAAGAAGCAGGCGGUGGCCUGGCGCCUCCUCCAAACCAACAUGUACCCGAACCCAGUGGCCUGUAGCCGGUUCUACCCGGGUCAAUUUGAAAAUACGUGUAAAUUCUGUAAGAAGAAGGCGGAUCUGCCACACAUCUUAUGGGCAUGCUCUCGGGCGGCACCGACCAUUCAUGACCGCAAAAUCCAAGACCGCGAGCAUUGGGAGGCCCUACUGCUCAGCUCAGACCCACAAGAUCAUGUCUGGGCCACCCGGCUAGCCGAAGGAGCCGCCGAGGUCCAGGGGAUAUCGGCCAUCUUCUAG
Messenger RNA from Ixodes scapularis (black-legged tick), 1113 nucleotides. RefSeq lists its product as uncharacterized. The transcript is spliced from 2 exons. Lineage: Eukaryota; Metazoa; Arthropoda; Arachnida; Ixodida; Ixodidae. The coding region runs from base 1 to 1113 and encodes 370 amino acids. The record is from RefSeq and is a predicted model, not a curated record. Gene Ontology annotation, molecular function: nucleic acid binding.